AUGCAGGCGGUUUUGGUGGCCCAAGCUAGAGCCGUGCCAAUUCUCGUGGCGUUUGUCAGUGGCGCGUGGGUGGUGGGGGUGCCAACUGCGUAUCUCGUGGGCAUCCACUGGCACGUGGGGCUCCUUGGUGUGUGGAUUGGCAUGUCCAUUGGGUAUGCAGUCACGACCGCCGUGACUUUAUAUGGAGCCAUCACGGCCAACUGGGAAGCGGAAGCAGAUAAAGCUGUGCUUCGUAGCAAAGCCAAGCACGAGCAAAUCACCGAAACCACAACGUUGUUGAACGAUGAGCCGUAA
Aphanomyces astaci is the source of this 294-nucleotide messenger RNA. RefSeq lists its product as hypothetical. The transcript has 2 exons. The record is from RefSeq and is a predicted model, not a curated record. NCBI's taxonomy places the organism in Eukaryota, Oomycota, Saprolegniomycetes, Saprolegniales, Verrucalvaceae. The coding region runs from base 1 to 294 and encodes 97 amino acids.